Drosophila serrata is the source of this 3101-nucleotide messenger RNA. RefSeq names its product poly(A) binding protein (gene pAbp). NCBI's taxonomy places the organism in Eukaryota, Metazoa, Arthropoda, Insecta, Diptera, Drosophilidae. The record is from RefSeq and is a predicted model, not a curated record. Gene Ontology annotation, molecular function: RNA binding.
UUCGCUCAGAACAGGACAAAAAAAAAUAGAGUAGGUUUAUUGCCGGAAAUACAACAAAAAAAAACUUUAAUGUAUUAAAUACACUCGGUCGUUGACGAAUUUGUGUUGAGUGUUGUUUAUUUCGUAUAAAACCUUUACAAAAAUCGUAAAAAGAAAACAUCUUGUUUUGGGUGCCGGUUUAAACAGAUUAAUACAAAAAAAAAAAAAACAAUUUCCGGGCGCAGCACACAAUAUCUGGGAACUGGGUAGACCUGAUCACCAAAUAUGGCUUCUCUAUACGUCGGUGAUCUCCACCAGGAUAUCACAGAAGCGGGACUUUUUGAGAAGUUCUCGUCUGCUGGUCCAGUGCUGUCCAUUCGAGUCUGCCGCGAUGUGAUGAGCCGUCGCUCGUUGGGCUAUGCCUACGUCAACUUCCAGCAGCCAGCCGAUGCUGAGCGUGCUUUGGACACGAUGAACUUUGACCUGCUUCGCAACAAACCCAUUCGCAUUAUGUGGUCGCAGCGCGAUCCUUCACUUCGCCGCUCCGGAGUCGGCAAUGUGUUCAUCAAGAACCUGGACAAGGCCAUCGACAAUAAGGCCAUCUACGACACUUUCUCCGCCUUUGGCAACAUCUUAAGCUGUAAGGUCGCCACCGACGAGAAGGGCAAUUCCAAGGGCUACGGCUUCGUUCAUUUCGAAACCGAGGAGGCCGCCAACUCAUCCAUUGACAAAGUGAACGGCAUGUUGCUCAACGGUAAGAAGGUAUACGUGGGCAAGUUCAUUCCCCGCAAGGAGCGCGAGAAGGAGCUGGGCGAGAAGGCCAAGCUCUUCACCAAUGUCUACGUGAAGAACUUUACCGAGGAGUUUGAUGACGAGAAGCUCAAGGAGUUCUUUGAGCCCUAUGGCAAGAUCACCAGCUAUAAGGUCAUGUCUAAGGAGGAUGGCAAGAGCAAGGGUUUUGGCUUCGUUGCUUUCGAAACCACAGAGGCUGCCGAAGCCGCCGUCCAGGCCCUUAACGGCAAGGACAUGGGCGAGGGCAAGUCCCUGUAUGUGGCCCGUGCCCAGAAGAAGGCCGAGCGCCAGCAGGAGCUGAAGCGCAAAUUCGAGGAGCUUAAGAAGAAGCGCCACGAUUCCGUGUUUGGGGUCAACCUGUACGUGAAGAAUCUGGAUGAUUCGAUCGAUGAUGAGGUCCUCCGUACGCAUUUCUCGCUGUUCGGCACCAUCACAUCGGCCAAGGUCAUGACCGAUGAGGAGGGUCGCUCCAAGGGAUUCGGCUUUGUGUGCUUUGACUCGCCCAACGAGGCCACUUGCGCCGUGACCGAAUUGAACGGUCGCGUCAUUGGUACCAAGCCACUGUACGUAGCUCUGGCCCAGAGGAAGGAGGAGCGCAAGGCUCACCUCGCCUCGCAGUACAUGCGUCACAUGACCGGCAUGCGUAUGCAGCAGCUGGGGCAGAUCUUCCCGCCCAACACGGCUGGCGGCUUCUUUGUGCCGACCCUUCCGACAGGCCAGCGUUUCUACAGUCCCCAGGUGGCCACCCAAAUGAGAAACACACCGCGCUGGGCGCCCCAGGUACGUCCCGCCGCCGCGGUGCAGAACGUGCAGGCCGGCGCUGCCGCCGCCGCUGCUGGAGGCUUCCAGGGCGCAGCCGGAGCGGUUCCUACUCAGUACCGCUCGGCUGCUGCCGGAGCACGCGGUGCCCAGCCCCAGCAGGUGCAGGGCACGCACGCCGCCGCUGCUGCCGCCGCUGCCGCGGCUAACAAUAUGCGCAACACAGGUGCACGGGCCAUUACCGGCCAGCAGACUGUGGCUGCCCCGAACUUGCAGAUUGCCGGCGCUCAGAUCCCUGGCGGCGCCCAGCAGCGUGCUUCCAACUACAAGUACACCUCGAACAUGCGCAAUCCCCCAGUGCAGCAGUUGCAGCAGGCUCAGCCAAUGCCACAGCAGUUGCAAGGAAAGAACUCCGAGAAGCUCAUUGCCUCGUUGCUGGCCAAUGCCAAGCCGCAGGAGCAGAAACAGAUCCUCGGCGAGCGUCUUUACCCGUUGAUUGAGCGCAUGCACGCAUCUUUGGCUGGAAAGAUCACCGGCAUGUUGCUGGAGAUCGAGAACUCUGAGCUACUCCACAUGCUUGAGGAUCAGGAUGCGCUCAAGGCCAAGGUGGAGGAGGCGGUCGCGGUGCUUCAGGUGCAUCGCGUCACCGAGCCUGCCAACUAAGCUCGAACAAUAACAAACACAAAACAAGCAAGCGGAUGAAAAUUGUACAAGAACACUCGACAUCCAAAAAUUUUCCUCUUUCACUUUCAAUUCAUUUACAAAAACAACGCAUUCACUACUGCUGAUGUUAGUAGUGGAGCAAGCAUAAAAGGAACGCCACACAACACCAGAAGAACAAAAGAACUCUGGCUUUUUUCAUUUCAAAUCCUAGAAGACACCAGCAAAAACAAUUUCAAUCAUUUAAUUUCGAACGCAUUUAAGCAAGUACACACAUCAAGCAAGGGAGAGAAAAAAAGUAAUCAAGGAGGCAAGAAUUCUUUUAUACAGAACCGAGCUUCAUUUGCUAGAGAAAAGCGGAAACAAUUUUUCCUGCUAAGACCGAUUCAACUUAUUUUGUAUAACUGAAAAUCCUUGCAAAAUAAAACGAUUAAAAAGCAUAAAUGUAGUGGAAACACUUUCAGGCAUUAACUGAAAUGAAAUUGUAUUUGAAAAAUGUCAACGACACGCGUUUCUAGAGACAGAUUGAGUUUUUCGUACACUUUUUCCUACCACAAAAAAAUAACAACACGAAAGCGAAAUGUAAUUUUUUUAAAGUCCCUUUUCUCCAAAAAGAAAGAAACGCGACAAGAACCACAACAACACCAACACACUUUUAAAAAAGCAAAGAAAACAAAACAAAAAAAUUGCAAAAAAGUUAAAAUAAAACGAAAAAAUGUAAAUGCAAACUGUGCAGAUAAAUAUGAGAGAAGAAAAGUUGAGGAAAAGAUAAAGAUAAAACCGCAAGAAUAUGAGAGUCAAGUUUUUGCUACUUUGAGAAAAAAGAAAAGAAGAAAAUACAAGAAGAAAAACCAACAGCAGAAGAACCAUGUGUGAAAACCAUGAUGUUGCUAAAUGAAAACAAAAACAAA